Molecule: messenger RNA, 4887 nt
Organism: Ictalurus furcatus (blue catfish)
Lineage: Eukaryota; Metazoa; Chordata; Actinopteri; Siluriformes; Ictaluridae
Product: cadherin-1
Exons: 24
Coding region: 194-3724 (1176 amino acids)
Biological process (GO): adherens junction organization; calcium-dependent cell-cell adhesion; cell-cell junction assembly
Cellular component (GO): catenin complex; cytoplasm; adherens junction
Molecular function (GO): cadherin binding; calcium ion binding
Source: RefSeq, a predicted model, not a curated record
CGGUAAUGCACCAAAAGCUGGUCUUCCAACCACCAACAAACUGAAACUGAAAACCAUGCCAAGAAAACUUCUGAAUCUGAAAAUAAGAAGAAACUCAUUUCAUCAAGUUUAAAAUCUUCACCCAGUGGCAGCGCGCUUUAGUCUCUCAAAUUAAAAGGAUUUUAUUUUGUUUAUUAUUAUUAUUCGGCAUCAAAUGGAGCCUAAAUGGGAUAAAGGGCUGGGAGUUGUGUUUGUUUUACUGCAGGUCCUUUGCGGUGGAUCUGUGGAGUCGACGCCAUGUUCCCCUGGCUUUGCUUCUGAUCUUUUCCUCCUCAGAGUUCACAGAGAACACCUGCACAAGGGCUCAAGGAUCGGCACAGUUGUUUUCAAUGACUGUGGUGGAAGAACACAGACCACCUUUGACUCUGCUGAUGAGAGGUUUCAUGUAAACUCUGAUGGCACUGUGGACCUGAAGACACCGGUCACUCUUCAUGAUGGCCAUAAGAUGUUCUCGAUCCAUGCUUGGGACAACAGGGGAAAGAAACACACUGCGUUUGUGAGAGUGGAACAUCAGGGCCGGGUCGGCCACCAUCAUGGGCAGCAGGAAGAAGAUUGGGCAGUUGAGCCUGUGCAGACUGAAUCCCCCUCAGCUCUCUUAGUUCUGGAGUUUCCAAAAUCAGGUGGGUUACGGAGGAGAAAAAGAGAGUGGAUAAUUCCUCCAAUCUCAAUCGCAGAGAAUUCAAAAGGCCCUUUCCCCUUGAAGAUGGUGCAGAUUAAGUCCAGUUAUGCCAAAGAAACAAAGAUGGUGUACAGUAUCAGUGGUGAAGGAGCAGACCAGCCUCCAGUGGGACUUUUCACAAUAGACAGAAACACUGGAGUGCUCUAUGUGUCAAGGCCUGUAGACAGGGAAGAAAAAGAUCAAUAUGAGCUGCAAGCCCUUGCUAGAUCAGCUACUGAUUCGAACAUUGGAGAACCUCCCAUGGAAGUUAUUGUCGUAGUGAUGGACCAGAAUGAUAACCAUCCUAUCUUCACCCAAAAUGCAUUCAUCGGGAGUGUACCAGAAGCUUCAAAAAUAGGAUUCGAGUUCAUGACAGUCACUGCCACUGAUGCAGAUGAUCCAAACACCUACAACGCUGAUGUCAGGUACUCCAUCAUCAGUCAGAUUCCAACAGAUCCAAGUCCAAACAUGUUUGCGAUCAACCCGAUCACUGGAGCGAUUCGAGUGAAUGCUGAUGGCCUGGACAGAGAGACACAUCCUGAAUAUGUCUUGGAGAUUCGAGCAGCAGAUAUGCAGGGGGAUGGCCGCCCAGUAAGCGGAAAAGCUAUAAUUACUGUAACAGACAGCAACGACAAUGCACCUCAAUUUCUGAAAAACUCGACGGAGGUGGAGUGGGUGAUUCCUCCAAUCCGAAUCACUGAAAAUGCCAAAGGGCCUUUUCCUUUGGUGAUGGCGCAGAUUAAAUCCAGUUAUGCCAAAGAAACAAAGCUGGUGUACAGCAUCACUGGUGAAGGAUCAGACCGGCCUCCAGUGGAACUUUUCACAAUAGACAGAAACACGGGUGUGCUCUACGUGUCACGGCCUCUAGACCGAGAAAUAAAAGAUAAAUAUGAGCUGCAAGUCCAUGCUCAUUCUGUUACUGAUGACAUUAAAGAACCUGCCAUUAAGGUUAUAGUCGAAGUGCUGGACCAGAAUGAUAACAGUCCUGUCUUCACCCAAAAUCCAUUCAUUGGCAGCGUACCAGAAGCUUCAAAAAUAGGAUAUGAGUUCUUGACCGUCACAGCCACUGAUGCCGACAAUCCGAACACUGACAACGCUGAUAUCAGGUACUCCAUCGUCAGUCAGAUUCCACCAGAGCCACAUCCAAACAUAUUUGAGAUCAACCCUGUCAGUGGAGUGAUUCGAGUGAAUGCUGAUGGACUGGACAGAGAGAAAUAUCCUGAAUACACCCUGGAGAUUCAAGCAUCAGAUAUGCAGGGAUUCGGUCUCCGAGUCACAGGAAAAGCUACUAUUACUGUAACAGACAGCAAUGACAAGUCCCCGACGGAGGUGGAGUGGGUGAUUCCUCCAAUCCGAAUCACUGAAAAUGCCAAAGGGCCUUUUCCUUUGGUGAUGGCGCAGAGUCUAUCCCCUGGGAUAUGGGUGAUUCAUCCUAUCUGCUUCCCAGAGAACGCCAGAGGGCCUUUCCCUAUACAAUUAGCACAGAUUAAGUCCAGUCAUGCUAAGCAAACUAAGAUUGUGUACAGCAUCACUGGUGAAGGAGCAGACAAGCCUCCAGUGGGACUUUUCAUCAUAGAUAAAGAUAGUGGUUGGCUGUUUGUAACAAAGCCUUUAGACAGAGAGACAAAACACGAGUAUGUGCUCCAAUCCCAUGCAAUUGGUGAAGGUAUAAAUGAGGAUCCUACUGAAAUCAUCAUCUGCGUGAUUGACCAGAAUGAUAAUAAGCCUGUCUUCACCCAGGAUCUAUUUAGUGGCAGUGUACCAGAACUAUCAAAAAUCGGAUUUGAGUUCAUGACCAUCUCAGCAACUGAUCCAGAUGAUCCCAAGACUGAAAACGGAAAUAUCAGAUACUCAAUCAUCAGUCAGGAUCCUGCACUGCCACAGCCAAAUAUGUUUGAGAUCAACCCCAUCAGUGGAGUGAUUCACGUGAAGUCUGAAGGACUUGACAGAGAGGCAAAUCCUGAAUAUACUUUGGAGAUUCAAGCAGCAGAUAUGCAGGGGGAUGGCCGCCCAGUAAUCGGAAAAGCUAUUAUUACUGUAACAGACAGCAACGACAAUGCACCUCAAUUUCUGGAAAACUUGUACAAUGUGUCUGUCCCAGAGGAUAAAGUGGGAGCUGUGGUGGUGAAAAUGUCAGUGACUGACAAUGAUGAACCACAGUCAUCUGCCUGGGCAGCAAAGUUUAAGAUUGUUAGUGGAAACAGUGGUGGACUUUUCAACAUUAGCACAGGACCAAACAAACAGGAGGGCAUCAUUACUACUGUGAAGCCAUUGGACUUUGAGAACAACAACAAAUACACACUGCUAGUAGCUGUGGAAAACGAGGUUCCAUUUGCUAAACCUUUGCCUACUUCUACUGCCACGGUCAUUGUAAAUGUUAUCGACGUGAACGAGGCUCCAGUGUUCGACCCAGUGGAGAAGUUCAUUUCCAAACCGGAAGAUGCAGCGAUUGAUAGUGAACUGACCGUGUACACUGCCACUGAUCCGGACACUGGGAAGUCCCAGAAAGUGACGUAUCGUAUAGGCAGUGAUCCUGCUGGCUGGCUUAAAAUUGUAAACCCUGACAUUGGACGAAUCACAGUCAGGAGUCUUUUGGACAGAGAAUCUCCUUAUGUGAAAGAUGGCAAAUACAGAGCCCUAAUCCUAGCUGUGGAUAAUGAUGACCUUCCAGCAACUGGUACUGGUACCCUUGUAAUUGAGUUGCAGGAUGUGAAUGAUAAUGCUCCAAUAAUUGAAGACCGGGUCAUCAAAAUAUGUAAUAAGCAUUCAUCUCCACUGGUCCUGUCUGUGACUGAUAAGGAUGGGCCUGGCUUUGGUCCUCCUUUUAGUGUGUUGCUGCAAGGAGAUGGCAAGAACAAUUGGACUGCCAGGAUGAACGAUACAAAAACAGGGAUUAUAUUGACACUUAAGACUCCACUCCAGCAGGGAGAGUACAGUAUUUAUCUGAGGGUGUUCGACAACAACCACCACUCGCAAGACAACAUUGUCCUGGCCAGUGUAUGGGACUGCACAGGAGAUGGGGUAUGACCUGAAGAGGGCUGUUCAUGCAGAAAUGCUAGCAAUAUUAAUAACUGAAACCUGAACUGAAACUGAAAAAAAAAAAUAGAGGAGGUUCUACCAGUAAUUAAAUAUAAUGAUUCCUGUAUUUUUUCCUGCCUAGACAGUAAAUGAUUAAUAAUCAGUGUAUUCAAUAAAGAAAGGUGCAAUUGUUUGUGUAUUAGCUUAGGUAUAAUGUGUUUGUCUUUUACUGUGAUCAAUGAAUAUCACUCUAUAUAUUAUAAGUAAUUAAUGCAGAAAUCCAAGUCAUUCCAAAGGGCUCAGAAACAGUUCUUGCAAACAUACCCACACAUUCACAGAGGAUGCCUGGGAUACCCACACAUUCACCAUAUAUACCUGGACUGUGUCUGAAUAUUUUUUAAAAUCUUGAAUGUGGAUGAAACAGAGGUAUGUAAUGGAAUAUUUAAUGGAAGUCUUUUAAUAAUUUUAAUAAUUCCAGAAGUUUGACCACAAUCUUAAUCAUGACUGAUUCAGUAAUCCCUGCAACGUCUAGAAGAGACUCUUCAUAUAUCAAAUUUCUUCUGUGUUUGGUGAGUUGGUUUGUGAUGUUUUGUUCUAGCUUGUCUGUUUUUCUUUUCUCCGUCAUGCAUGCUGAAACAUGCUGUGAAUGAAUUUGUGUUAGUAGUCAUGAAGUCACUGCCUUCAUAUCUAUAACCCUUUUCAGGAAAAAGACACAUUUUAACACAUUUUACAUUUGGAUAUUUUAAAGUUGUUUUUACAUUUAUUCAAGUGAAACGGUGUCUUUCAGUGCAGUUGCGAUGCCCAUGUAUCUCAUGCCUUCUCCCCCUUUUUGUCCUCAUGAAGACAAAUCAGUUGUUUAUCUCAGCUGUUUGCUGUUUUAAGUGUUACUGUAGUAAGUUCAGGCAUAUAUGGUUUUGCUGUGAUACAUUUGUUUGAGUGUGCAUUUCAAAAAGGUUUUAAAUGUCUGGACGAACAGACAUUUUUAAGGAUUGUUUGUUUGUCUGUUGAAACAAAUCCUUUCAUGCAUGGAGUCAAUUCAGUGAGAACGUAACCACAAGAUGGCAGCAAUUUACUUUCUCUUGAAAGUCAGAAUCGUGUUCUCAAAAUGUAAAUAAAUAAUUAAACCAAUGCUCAGUGAUAAACUUCAAUAAAUGCCAAUAAAAAGUGUAAUG